This is a messenger RNA of Megachile rotundata (alfalfa leafcutting bee), 2066 nucleotides long. RefSeq names its product neither inactivation nor afterpotential protein G. Gene Ontology annotation, molecular function: flavin adenine dinucleotide binding; oxidoreductase activity, acting on CH-OH group of donors. The record is from RefSeq and is a predicted model, not a curated record. Lineage: Eukaryota; Metazoa; Arthropoda; Insecta; Hymenoptera; Megachilidae.
CGUUGCGGGGUUAAAAAUGAUCACCAGUUACGUGUUUCUGUUGUGACAGUUCAUCUCCGUUACUAUAAACGACUAUCGAUUGCCCGAGGAGAUACUAAUUUAAUAUAUCGGAAUUACGUUGCGCCCUGAUCGUGGCAGUUUCUCGCAGUUCCGUCAUCGAUACCGAUCGCCAUCGUGCAGCAAAAAACUCUCCUACGAUGUGGAACUACGUGCUCUUCUCCACGCUGGUGUUAAUUGUCUCGUUACUCUAUCACUGUUGCUUCAACAGCCCGGUCAGCAUUAUCGAGCACCCUGACACGCAUUACGAUUAUAUAAUCGUUGGUGCUGGUACUGCUGGUUGUGUAGUGGCGUCACGACUUUCCGAGGCAUUAAACGUUACGGUGCUGUUGGUCGAAGCUGGAGGAUAUUUCGGAUGGGUCUCCAGUGUUCCAAUUCUGGCGCCCAUGAUGCAGGGAACUGAAGUCGAUUGGUCUUAUUCGACGGAGCCGCAAAUGUUCUCUUCGAGAGGUCUACUGAAUCAUAUACAAAAAGUGCCAAAGGGCAAAGGGUUGGGCGGAAGCGGGCAGAUGAACUACCUGGUUCAUUCCUUCGGAAGGUCGGAAGACUACAAAGCCUGGCCGAAGGGUUGGUCGCACGCCGAUUUACUUCCGUACUUUAAAAAGGUGUCCGAUAUUAUGAACGUAAUGUCCAGCCCGGAGAAAGAAUAUUUGGCGGAAGCUUUCCUCAUGGCGGAAGAAUCGCUCAAGUUGAAUAAUGUGACUCUACAAAGAGGCUUGUACACCACCAAAAGAGGAUCACGGUGGAGCACGUUCACCGCGCACUUGCAGAAUGCUUGGAACAGAAACAACUUGCAUAUUUUGAUGAACACGUUGGUCUCCAAGAUACUUUUCAAAGAGAACUCAAGCGUGGAGGGUAUUAAGGUGGUCUACAAAGAUGGAUCAAUAGGAAAAAUCUUCGCCAGAAAAGAGGUGAUCCUCUGCGCCGGAACUAUCAAUACUCCUCAAUUACUAUUACUCUCCGGCAUCGGACCGGCCGAAGAUCUUGACAAACUUCAGAUACCAGUGGUGAGGAACGUUUCAGAAGUGGGCAAGAAUCUGUUCGACCAUUUUAUGCUUCCGAUGUACGUUACACUCGAGGCAAAAGUGAGCAUAACUUUACUGAAGCUACAAACUCUUCCCGAAGUGCUCAAUUACUUCAUCUUUGGAAGAGGAUGGCUUGCGACUAACGGUAUAAUGGCGGCUGGUCGUGCGAAUAAUAGUGGUGUUAUGCUUUUUGGGUUGGCCACUGCUGAUGAGACGCUGCUGAAGUCCUUAGCUAAUUACAAAACUGAGCCUUACAGAGCAUUCUAUCCAACGUACAAUAACAUUACGCAGGAAGGUUGCUUGUUUCUGACGUAUUGUCUGCAACCAAAGAGCCGUGGUACCGUUUCAUUGAGAUCUACCAAGAUUCGUCAUCACCCGAAAAUCGAUCCUGCCUACCUUGAAAAUUACGACGACGUUCUAUGCACCCACCAAGCCUUGAACUUCGUGAUUCAGAUGAUCGGGACGAAACAAUUCCGUGAUUACGGCGCGAAAAUUCAUCAUCCCGAUUUAGCAGAAUGUCGACACUUGCCGCAAGACUAUCGAGAUAUAGAAUAUUCCGAGUGUGCGAUGAGAGUCGGUGGUCUAACCACUCACCAUCUGUGCGGCACCUGUAGAAUGGGCGCCGACGAUAAUUCGGUUGUCGACGAAAAUCUGCGAGUGAGAGGAAUUAAUGGACUUAGAAUAAUAGACGCCAGCGUGAUACCAUCUCCCAUUUCCGGAAAUCCAAACUCUGUCAUAAUCGCUAUGGCGGAACGAGCCAGUGAUUUGAUCAUUGGUCGCACAUCCGAGUAGACUAAUUAAUUAUGAUGUAACAGAGGACGAUAUUCAAAAAUUCAAGCAUUUAAAAAAUUAAACUAUUGUACAAGUUAAAUGCAUCCAUUGUUUAAUUUCGCAACUAUAACCUUCACUCAGCUAACUUGCAAAAUUGUUUAAAAAAUGAAACGACACACUUUUGUAUCUUUUAAAUACGAUACUAAUAAAAAU